Messenger RNA from Rhodotorula graminis WP1, 501 nucleotides. RefSeq lists its product as uncharacterized. The transcript is spliced from 5 exons. The annotation marks the transcript as partial. NCBI's taxonomy places the organism in Eukaryota, Fungi, Basidiomycota, Microbotryomycetes, Sporidiobolales, Sporidiobolaceae. The record is from RefSeq and is a predicted model, not a curated record.
CCAGAGCACCCCCAGAACCUCCCCGAGACUUACCUCACCACCUGAGCAACCUCCAACCCAGCACCCUCUCCAGGAGCUCACGCCACCCGGACCAUCCUCUCUACCUGUCGUGGCGUCAUGUCGCAGGCCGCGAGACCCGUUCUCACGGAGGAGGAGAAGGAGGCUGCCGACAAGGCCAAGUGCCACGACAUCAUCCACAAGCGGCCCGAGUCGUACAACCCCAAGACGUACGCCAAGGCCGCGAGCGCCGCCGCCGCGAUGGUCGCCGACCUCAAGAACAAGUUUGACGAGCACAAGGUGGAGAUGAACGCCAAGUUCGACGAGUUCAUCGCCAAGUCGACCGCGUCGGCUCCCACUGGUGGGCCGCCCGAGUGCAGUGAGUGAGUACACCCCCUCCUCCCUCUCCCCUCCCCCUUUCCUUUUCCCUUUUUCUCCUGUCGCUUGAGCUUGAGUAGUGUCCCGUCCUCGUUGGUACCAUAACUGCAAUUGCCUUUUCCUUCU